Patella vulgata (common limpet) is the source of this 3308-nucleotide messenger RNA. RefSeq names its product annulin. The transcript has 16 exons. NCBI's taxonomy places the organism in Eukaryota, Metazoa, Mollusca, Gastropoda, Patellidae. The record is from RefSeq and is a predicted model, not a curated record. Bases 167 to 2668 code for a protein of 833 amino acids. Gene Ontology annotation, biological process: peptide cross-linking. Gene Ontology annotation, molecular function: protein-glutamine gamma-glutamyltransferase activity.
GCUUUGUAGUGAAGCAUAUUGAAGGAAAUGAUUAUUGAUCACAGUGUUUAUAGUGACUGCACGGUAACCAUGUGUCUGUUAUAUGAUCAGUGUUUGCAAGUUUUAUAAGCAGCAAGAAACAAGUAAAUAUUGCGAAUAAUUCAGUCUGUUCAAUCGACAUUUUGAUAUGUAUUCUCGCUAUAGAAAUAACCCAAGAGGUGCAAUACCCACUGAUAGGAGAGGUGAUUACAUUCCACGCCGAAGGAACAGACACAGAAACUACGAUGGUUUGCCUAGUUACAUGAGACCCACAGAGAGUUCGUUUCGCCGUUCACGAACUUACGGUCCACAACGACGAAAACCACGUCCCUGGGAACGAGACAAUGGUCCCCCAACGACCGACCAUCCAGCGAAUGACGCACCUGACACGACUAAUACAGACGAUGUUCCUAAACCAAAAAUAGAGGAAGAAGCUACUGCAGAGGAAUUGGCUACAGUUCUAACUGUUAAAAAUAUUGAUCUAAAUAUUGAAGAAAAUGUACAGCAACACCACACCGACAAAUAUGAAAAUACAAUGGAAAGAGAAGAUGGAGAUGGGGAAAAAUUAGAACGAGAACUGGUUAUCAGACGUGCUGCAGAGUUUCAAAUCACCAUCGAAUUUGAUCGACCUUAUAAUAAAAAACAAGAUGAUCUUACUUUCCUUUUUAAAACAGGUGAGUAUCCCCUACCAAAAGCAGGAACAUUGGCAAGUUUUAAACUACAGGAAGGUGCUGAUAGGUCGUAUAAACCAGAUAGUUGGGGAGCUCAUAUAGUUAAAUUAGAUGGUAACUUUAUGACCAUGGCAGUCUACGUUCCGGCUAAAUGUGUUAUUGGCGAAUGGGAGUUCGUGGUAAAGACGAUAUUUGAAGAUAAAGAUGGUAAAAAGAUGUCUUUUAGAUAUGAAUAUCCAGAUGAUAUUAUUAUACUUCUUAAUCCCUGGAGUCCAGAUGAUACAGUAUAUUAUCCAACAGAGAAAUUAUUAGAUGAAUAUGUGUUAAAUGAUGGUGGUGCUUUAUUUUAUGGUAAUUAUAGACAAAUUGGUUCAAGAGGUUGGAACUUUGGACAGUUUGCCGACGGUAUUUUAGAUGCAUCUCUUGUUAUCUUGAGAAAAGCUUUUGGUUUUAAAAUUGAUGGUAACAUGGGUGACCCAGUUCACAUCUCAAGAGCUUUGUCCAGAAUUGUUAACAACAAUGAUGACAAUGGUGUUUUAGUAGGUAACUGGUCUGGGGAAUAUGACGAUGGAACACGCCCUACAGCCUGGACAGGAAGUAUUAAGAUCAUACAGCAGUAUAUGGAAAAAAGAGAACCAGUUCAAUAUGGGCAAUGCUGGGUUUUCUCUGGAGUUUUGACAACAAUUUGUCGAGCCCUUGGUCUGCCGUGUAGAAGUGUGACGAACUUUGCGUCUGCCCACGACACAGAUUUGAGCUGUACUAUUGAUAAUGUAUAUAGACUGGAUGAUGAUGAUGAUUUAGAGAAAACCAACCUGUCCGGAGAUUCAGUUUGGAAUUUUCAUGUAUGGAAUGAAGUUUAUAUGCAAAGACCCGAUUUACCGACUUCCUCUACGGAGUAUCAUGGGUGGCAAGUUAUUGACGCCACACCUCAGGAAAGAAGUGAUGGAUUCUUUUGUUUGGGGCCAGCUCCUGUAGCUGCUGUAAAGAAAGGGGCAAUUAAUAUUGGUAAAGAUACACCGUUUGUAUUUGCUGAGGUCAAUGCUGAUUCCAUAGACUGGUUGGUAGAAGAUCGUGAUGAAUUUUAUGUUCUUAAUGUCGUGAAAGACAAAAUUGGUAAGAAGAUCAGUACUAAGGAACCUACUGGAAAACGUUUUCGUGGUAAUUUAAGUUAUACUGGAAGACGUGGUAAUAUUGAUAGAGAAGAUUUAACAUUAUUAUAUAAAUAUGAAGAAGGUACACCGGAGGAGAGGGAUGCUGUUGCUUUGGCUACCAAGUUGAGCAACGCAGAUAAAAAUCCUUAUAUAACCGAUUCAAUGAUUGAAUUAAAGUUAGAAGAUCAAGAUGAGAUUCUUGUUGGAAAAGACUUCAGUUAUUCAGUUAUGGUAAAGAAUGUUGGCGACAAGUCACUAACCGUUAAAGUUGGAAUGAAAAUAGAAUCCAUGACAUAUUACGGUGAUGCUGUGGAUAUGAUAAUACAUAAGAAAUUUGGUGAAAUGAAAAUAGAGGCUGGUCAGGAAACAAAAAUAAAAUUGGAUGUACCAGCUGAUCUAUACCUACCUAAGGUUAUUGAACAUUUUGCCAUGAAAGUAACAGCAACUUGUUUAAUUAUAGAAGAACAUAGACGAGUUAUACUUGAAGAUGAUUUCAGAUUACGUCGACCAGAUUUAACGAUAGAGGCCCCUGAGACUUGUAAACCCGGUGAAACUAUUAAAAUUAAAGUUUAUUUUGAUAAUCCAAUGAACAAAACACUAACAAAGUGUAAACUUAUGAUAGAAGGAAGUCUUAGAUCAACUGAAACAACAAAUGGUGGAUCAAUUAAAUUUCCUGAUGUUCCUGGUAAUUCAAGAUGGGAAACAAUUUUAACAGUCAAACCUAAAAUCAAACCAACCCAUAUAAAAGAGAGAGAUCUAUUUCUUAGUUUUGAUUGUGUUGAAUUGCCAGAUAUUGUUGGUUUUCAUGGAUUAGAUUUAUCCGACUAAAUCAAUGGAAAAACGACAGAUGUUUAUAUUAACUGGUCGUAUAUGUAGAUAUUGACUAAAUAUUAUAUUAUUCACAGUAUUAUGAUACUGUUGUGCUUAUAAUCAAACAAUAAUAUCCGAAUCAUUAUAUUAUCUUAAUUUUCAUAUUGUUAAUAAUAAUAGAAAUUUAUAAAUGUUUUAAUCCGACCAUCUAUUCUUCCCACAAAACUUUUUUUUUUUUAUUGAAAAGUAUAUUUUUUUAGGAACAAGAAAAAUAAAAUAUGCUAAUUAUUAUAGAUCAUGAAAAAAAUAAAUGAUGGUAAUUAUUUUACAUUAAAAUAAAUGAUGAUAUUUAAUAUACAUUAAAAUAAAUUAUGUUAAUUAUUAUAUAUCUACAACCACAGAUCUGAAAUUUGAUUGUCAGUCCCUGGUUGUUAAAUAGAGUGGGUUCAUCCACUUCUUAUUUUACUUGUUAUUUACACUGGCUCUGUGUUGAAACUUGUCGUAUUUAAAAUAUGCUUGCAAGGUUUUUAGACACAAAUAUAUUAUGUUUUUUCAAUCAGUGAUUAUGUAUUUUUAAAAGCUCUUGAUUUUCAUUCAUUAUAGUAUUAUUCUGUGACAGUAUUUAAUUUGUAUUUAAUAAAGGCUAUACUACACGCUC